UAGUGUCGUUUGACAUCAACCCAUACUGACACGCAUUCACCGGUCAGCUCGGGUUGUUAUUACACGUUCUCACGUCACCGGGUCGCACCCGUAGCUGGUGGCGCUAGUUUAUGAUCGGCCGUUUGUUCGGUAGCUUGUCUCAGAAGGUCCCGAGCUUGCUGUACCGGGUGUCGCAGGUGAUGAAGCCGCAGGUUGUCUUCGUUCUGGGCGGGCCUGGCGCCGGCAAAGGAACCCAGUGCUCCAAAAUCGUGGAGAGUUAUAAGUACACCCAUUUGUCAGCUGGGGAUUUACUCAGGGAAGAGCGAAACAGAGAAGGGUCAGAGUUCGGACAGCUCAUUGCCAACUACAUCAAAGAGGGCAAAAUUGUCCCAGUGGAGAUCACCAUCAACUUACUCAGGAAGGCCAUGGAAGAGACGAUGCAGAAAGAUGAGAAAAAGUUCCGUUUUCUCAUAGAUGGUUUCCCCCGCAACGAGGACAACCUUCAGGGGUGGAAUCGUGUCAUGGAUGGCAAAGCUGAUGUUAAAUUUGUGCUUUUCUUUGACUGCAGCAACGAGGUUUGCAUCAACAGAUGUCUAGAAAGAGGAAAGAGCAGUGGACGCACAGAUGACAACAGAGAGAGCCUGGAGAAAAGAAUCCAAACCUACCUGCAGUCUACACGACCAAUCAUUGACCUGUAUGAGAAACAAGGGAAGGUGUGCACUAUAGAUGCUUCUCGGUCAGUGGAUGAGGUGUUCGCUGAUGUGAAAGCCAUCCUUGACAAAGAGGAUUGAGUUUCGCCAACUGCCAACAACAUUCAUUUUUCUUUUACGUUUCUUUUUAUCAACUGCAUUUACACUAUAAUAAGUUUAUAUGUUCAAUCAUAUGACUUUUUACAUUUGGUUACUUUUGACUUCCAUGUCUUUUGUAAACGCUAUACUGUUUAUUUGUGAGUAUGUAGAAUGUGUAUGAAUGUGGGGUAGUGAUGCCAAGCAGCUACUUGUGAUCAGCUGGUUAUUAUUAAGAAGAGCUCACAGUUCAGUCUUUACUCACAGUCUGAGGUCUUUGCAUUGGAAAACAUUUAUCAGCUUAGAGACAUUUCUUUACUCAAAGUCACUUGCAGCACUGAAAGUGUAAGAAAAAAAAUGUAUUUAAACUGUAUGUCAGAUAAUUCGCUGUUCGACCUGAUGACAAGGAAGGAGUAAUAUCUGUACUGAACCACAUAUAGCCUGUCUGCCAUCCAAAUGAAAUGAAUACAACAUCCAUCUCAUGUUUACUGGACAGCGCUACAGGCUGUGAACAGCUGUUUUUGUGUGUCAGUAUCAGGUAUAUGUUCCUGUGAUAAGCUUCAAUUUGAUGAUGAAUAGCCACAUUAUUAUUUCUGCAAGAGCUUCAUCACACCCAUGCCAGCUGGGACUAGUGAUAGUGAUAACAGACAUGAAAAUGAACAUUAAGUUAAAUGUGUACUGUAUCUGCUUUUAGAAGGUGCAUAAAGCUGAAAAAGUUUAAAAAGUA
Archocentrus centrarchus (flier cichlid) is the source of this 1491-nucleotide messenger RNA. RefSeq names its product cytidylate kinase (gene cmpk1). Bases 111 to 770 code for a protein of 219 amino acids. The transcript has 6 exons. Gene Ontology annotation, molecular function: ATP binding. The record is from RefSeq and is a predicted model, not a curated record. Gene Ontology annotation, biological process: 'de novo' pyrimidine nucleobase biosynthetic process; pyrimidine nucleotide biosynthetic process. NCBI's taxonomy places the organism in Eukaryota, Metazoa, Chordata, Actinopteri, Cichliformes, Cichlidae.